Arabidopsis lyrata subsp. lyrata is the source of this 4316-nucleotide messenger RNA. RefSeq lists its product as uncharacterized. Lineage: Eukaryota; Viridiplantae; Streptophyta; Magnoliopsida; Brassicales; Brassicaceae. The record is from RefSeq and is a predicted model, not a curated record.
AUGUGGACACGUGGAAAUAUGCGAAACCACUCAUCGUUCCCAAAGCUUCUAUCGAGGCGGCUAAGGAACUUCUUAUUUGAUCUACAACAGCAGAAUCACAGCUAUAAUCAACAGAUAGAAAGAAAUAUGUCCGGGUUAUUAAGGAUGGAUAGGGUAUGGACAGCCGUAGAACUCGCGAAGCAUGCAUUAGAAGCAGAUCCUACUAGGGUAUCCAAACUCGGAAGAUGUUAUGAGACUGAGCCGGCUACCGUACUUCGUGCUGGAACAGGGGUUCCUCCUAACAAUGGAUCCACCACAGUAGGGGUUAUAUCACAACUUAUUCCCAUCCGGACAAAGAAAAGGAAUAGUAGUGAAAUGACAGGAACAGGAACGACAGCUUUCAUUGCUACGGCUAUUGGCUUUAGCUCUACUAUGGCAUUCCCUGUAGUUCUUGGAGUAACUCAAACUCGAACUCCUGUUCCAUCAAGUGAUUUUAGGCAAACUGAUUCUAGGGCUCACGAUAAGAUAUACAUUUUUUUCCUUUCCUUAGAGGGCCACUUUCUGAAUUCCAUUUUUCUGCUAUUCCCAUUGAAGCAGUAGUUGAAGUAGUGGCAUUCAAAAUAGAAAUCUAUGUCAAAGUGCUAUUCAUGGCCAUUGCUAAGUACGCAAAUAAGCCAGUUAGAUAUUUCUUUGAUUUCCAAGUUAGGGAUCUAGUUCCAAGGGAGGGCUAGAUCAAGCGCAUCUAGUGUUGGAGAAAAAAGGGCAUCCAAUGCUUCUGCCAUCGAAAAUGGUUAAGCCCCUACAAUAGCAGCGGGAGGAUUUCUCGCAGGGAAUUCUGUAACAUCCCUAUAGCCAGAGUCAGCCGACAAGAGUUUCUUUUCCAUAGUUGGGAAUGGAGUGCUCCCUACGACAGGAAAUCGGUGUCGUGGUGGUUGGUGCUACGAGAUGGCAAUUUCUCGUAUAGAAGAAUAGAUCCGCGGACCUAUUGAUUUACCAUAGAUGCGAACCGAUCGACCCCUACCUAAGAGAAGAUAAGUAGUUCUUCUAUCGUUCAAGGGCAGGGCGAAAACGAAGAUAGGAUCGUGGCCCUUUUCUUGUUUCUUUUGUUUGUGUCCGGUACUUGCUCGAAUCCUUCUCGUUCGAUCCACAUUCCAUAGCUUAUUAUUUCACAAAGGACUCCGCCAUUGAAUAGACUAUCUACAACUUUUUACGUGAGAUCUGAUCUUUCCUCCCUCACAGCGAUUAGUUCAAAUCGAACUAGCUAGAUUCUCUUGCUCUAGGCCUUUUCUUUUACUAUUCCUAUUCCCUGCUCUACUUAAUGUACGAGGAGGAAUAGAGAUCGACAAGCAAGAGUCAAGCCUCUUUCCUGAUUAGCGAAUAGUGCCUCACUUUCCUUCUAAGCUGUCAUCAGUCUCAGACAAGAAAUAAGAUCAAAUAGAAUCCGAUUUCCGACAUUCAAGAGUAGUAAAGCAUCGAAGCAAAUAGCGUAAAAGGAUACCUAUCGAAUAGGCUCUGGGACUUCAGGAUCCCUAACCUAUUGAACCUAGUGUUCAAGCCUAAACCUGACUCCCUCACUCGCUCUCUUUGCCGACAAUCCCCGGAAGCAAGCCAGUAGCUAGAGAGGAUAGGAUGUGAUCGAAGCCGCUGGUAAUACCCCUAUCUGGAGUGAACUCUCCCCUAUAGUGGACUGCGGGGGUAUUGACAUAUAGUUAGAGUCAAAUUAAGGAAUUGAAACGGAGUUGCAUUAACUUGAUAAAAACACGUGUCCAAUCGCUAUAGAAAGAAGUUUCCCAGAGUUCUGUCUCGGAGGACUGAUGACCUUCUAUUGAAAGAGUGGAAGGUAGCAGAUGGAGAUAGAGAUUGAACAGUUGGUGGCCCUACGAGGAAGUCUACCCAUUUCACUAAGCUUGAAGCUUACGGCAACCGCUUUCCUUAUCCGUGGGAAAUAAAUGGAGGAUGGAACUUUAUAUUGAACAUUUAUAGGCUUCGGCGGAUGCCGAGUCGGCAACUUAUUGACUUAAGGUACGGAUGAGGCUUAUGGGGAAGGGGGCUGACGCUUAAGCAUCGGCUAGUGUAACCACUCCAGUCCAUCUUUCGUAUCCAAGCCAAGGUGGGCGCUUUACACAUAUGAUAUGGAGAUCUAGUACAGUGAACAAGUAAGGUAGGGGCGUAUCUAAUCCCUUCUCUUGUGAGAUCUUCUUUCUCUAAAGGAAGCAUAGAUAAUAGUGGUUUCAAUCAAAGUCUGUGGAAUUCAUUAGAUAUCCCUGAUGGAUUAAGGCGUAAUACAUAAUUGAAAGGGGUUCCUCCUAUCACUCUAUUACUGGGGACGAUAUGAAAAUGUGUUGGCACGGUUCCAACUCGUGAGAAAAAGGAGGACUUUGUGAAGAGCUACCAAGCCUUGAGAACAGAGCGAGCCUUACAGCUUGAAAGAUGGAUCAAGAAACCUUGGGGUAAUUGUUGUGAACUCAUUAAACUACAUCCCAACUACCAACAGGAAGAAUCCUUCGCCACAUACCUGAUCCCUACUAUCCGAACGGAGGAAUGAAUACUCUUUAAACAGAAGCUGACAGUACGGAUGCUAACAGCAGAGGAUAGCUUCGAUCACUUGGAGUACUUCCCACCUUUCCUAUACAAAUGAAAGACAUCACAGUAAAGGACAGGAAUACAGCUAAGCCACAUACCAUCACACAUCAUGCACAGCUAUUCCCAAGAUAGUGACUUUUGAGCCAAUGAUCCCUAUCAGUAGUGAUUGAUUACCCUUGGGAUCUGAAAAGUCCAUUUUCUAUUAGCCGAGGUUUGCCAUAUAAAAUCAAUACCAGAGAGCCGGAGUGGACUGCUUUCGAACGACAGGCUGAUAGUUGAAAAGAAGCCUAAGUCAGCGACUGAACAUUGCCUUGGGACAGAAAGAGAGAGAAGGGCGAGUCAAGACUUCCAGUUUUAUGAAAUAGAAGAUCCAGAUCUUGGAGCACCUAAUCAACCAGUUGAGGAAGAGGAACGAAGGUACUCGACCAGAAGAAAAGGUUAGAACCUGCUCGGCCGACUAAAGCUAAAGGGAUAGGGGAAAGAAAACUGCUUGAAUAACUAGUGGGUUACUACUCGAUCGACUAAAACAGAAGUAAGGGAAAAAAACCACCAUCAUACUGUCUUUUCCCUUAAAGAAAGUAAGGCAUCCCAAGGCAGGGAAGGAAUCUGAACCAAGGAAGGAUUCUGCUGGAGCUGCAGUCUCGGAGUUUCAAACUGACCUUUAGGCACUGACGUGACUCUUCCACUUGUUGAUGAGGAGAGGGAUUGAUUACUCGACUAAAAGGAGAGGGUAGCAGAAUACCAUUAAGAAAAAUAUCCCAUUAGUGCUGCUCUUUUCUAAGUCAAAUACCUAACAACGAGAAUCAGGAGGGAGCUUCUGGGUAGCAUCAGGAGACUUACUUACUAGAAACUAAUAAAAUAGUGAAGGUUGUAGAGAAGGCUUCUUAUAAGAUAAGGGUACAGUAGCUCGUAUCGAAGAAUAUUCCCGAGAUGUGAAUCUCACUAAAGCAUUUCAAAUAAAGAGAGGGGCCAAGCUUAAGAAUUCGCUUUCCAGGACGUACUCAGGGCAGGGAGACAGGGCGCAACAAUUGUGACUGGCCAUUUUGAUCGAUGAGGGAAGGCAAGGCCUUAACCAAGAGUCAUCGCAUUCGUCGCACCAAUCAUAGAUAGAACCCGAUCCUUGGAUAGAAUCCAUAAUCAGAAGUUAUCGGUACCCUUAGCAUCUUCCCUUUGAUUAGAAUGUGAAGGUCCUUGGUUCGGGCAAGCAGCGUAUUUAGAAGCCUGCUACCGAAAUGGAAUUCCUCGGUCGAUAACUUUCAUGAUAAAGCAGAAUUCCGUUGGACCAAUAAGUACCUUCUCGUUUCAGUCGAGUCACUGAGCGCCCACCGGGUUGAUUGAAAGUGCCCCUACGGACUGGGACACCUUCUUCCAGAGCAUUCUCACCAUCUGUACUAGCCUUGCAUGAAAAAAGGAUGAACCAUGAAGAAUUCUCCACUCUAUGAACUCAUAGCGCUCUUGGGAUGGGCAUGUGUCUUGCAGUAGGUAAAAGUGAAAGAAUAAAUAAGCACGAGGGAGAUGCUAGGCUGAUCAAAAGAAGAAGGAUUAGCGAGAAGUAUAUCUAACUUUCUUCUCCAAUUGCAAUUGACUGAUUAUAGAUUUUCUAUAUUCUUUUUCUAUUUUCCUAGCGAACUAGCAGCUCCCCCGCCCUACACAGGAUUGGAUACUGAACCUGAUCAGAUAGACCGAUCGGUGCGUAAGAUGAUGAUAGUGACGCACUAGGUUUUAUUUGAUCUCGCUACCUACUAUGUAUACUG